AUGGAGUUGCUCCAGCCGCCGCGCCCGGUCCCGCCGCCAGCUCACCUCUGCGGAGAGCUAGGCGCUCACCGGCCCGCUCGCCCCUGCUCCCAAGUCGCCCUCCGGCCCCAGUCCUCAGGCAUAGGUCACCGGAACCAUCCAGAGGGAUGGCCGCCGCCUCCUCAGGGACCGCUGCCUGAGGGCCAGGGCCGGGGAACCCUGGCCGCCCUGGCAGCCCGUAGCACCCGGGGCGCUGUGGCGGCUGCAGUGAGGCACCGGGGCCCGCUCCCCCUCCCCGCCCCCGCUCCCGCCUCCUGCCUGCCGCGCCGUGCGCCCGCUUGCCCCAGCCGGCUGGCGCAGCAGCGCACACACUCACUCCGAGGGCGCCUCCAAGGUUACCCGCGGGGUGGGGGCUGGGGCAGUCUCCGGCCACUGGCCUCCUCCGCUGCCUUCCUAUCGCCGCGGCCCUUCAGCCGCUCCAGGGCGACCGGGUUCCAAACCCCAAAGCAGAAGAGACUCCAAAGUCCGGGGAGGGAAGUCUCGAGCUGGGAGCAGACGAGCGUCCGGGCGGGGGGCGGCCUUAGUUGGCUCUGGGUGCUGGGAGAGUCGGGUCAGGCGAGGUCGCGGCAAGAGGGGGCUGUGGCUCCGGCGGCCGCGCUCCGGGCCGCGCUGGCUGGGCCGGGGGCAGCGCGCAGGGGCUGCAGGCAGCACCGAGGCGUCCAAGGCGCCCCGGGCCCGCUGGGGGGCAGAGACAAGCGGGCGGCCAAACCUGCCGAGGAAACUAACUAA
This is a messenger RNA of Rangifer tarandus platyrhynchus (Svalbard reindeer), 768 nucleotides long. NCBI's taxonomy places the organism in Eukaryota, Metazoa, Chordata, Mammalia, Artiodactyla, Cervidae. The record is from the annotation of a GenBank genome assembly.